Messenger RNA from Candidozyma auris, 1101 nucleotides. RefSeq names its product peptide-N4-(N-acetyl-beta-glucosaminyl)asparagine amidase. Lineage: Eukaryota; Fungi; Ascomycota; Pichiomycetes; Serinales; Metschnikowiaceae. Gene Ontology annotation, cellular component: cytosol; nucleus. The record is from RefSeq and is a predicted model, not a curated record. The transcript has a single exon. Gene Ontology annotation, biological process: protein deglycosylation; protein quality control for misfolded or incompletely synthesized proteins; glycoprotein catabolic process. The coding region runs from base 1 to 1101 and encodes 366 amino acids. Gene Ontology annotation, molecular function: peptide-N4-(N-acetyl-beta-glucosaminyl)asparagine amidase activity.
AUGGGCGUCGAGUCUGAUUGGAAUAACUUGGGUAAGCGAUUAAUCUCUUGUUAUGCGAAAAGCGUUCUUGAAGCAGCAGAGAAUCUUGGUAAGAAGCGCUUUCCUCAAUUGAAAGAUCAAAGAGAUGCCCAGCUUGCCAGCACCAUCACAUCUUUGGUGCACAAAAAUGACAUAUACAAAAAUGAAGCCUUCACUGAGAAGGCAUUAAACGCUAUUGAUCUAGGCAAGAUCUUUGCGAGGGUAGAAGAACGAGAAGCUUCCCUGGAUAGUGAAUUGUGGGGAUACGAAGACUUCCUUGUUCAAGAAACCCUAUCCCUUUUCAAGAAUGAAUUUUUCAAGUGGAUAGACAAGCCCAAGUGUUCUAAAUGCGAUCGAAAUGGUGAUAACAUUGAGUUUAUAGGAGUUGUUGGUCCUCCUUUAGUGAAUCCUGACGAUAUUGGACGCAUAGAGAAGUAUAAAUGCAAAGAUUGCGAUCAAACUGUGGAGUUUCCUCGAAUAAACAACCCCGCAAAGCUCUUGGACACGAGGUGUGGGCGUUGCGGUGAAUGGGUAAACUGUUUCAUGCUUGUUCUACAAUCUGUGCUUGGUCUUGAUGCUCAACUCCGCUACAUCUGGAACAGGGAGGAUCAUGUCUGGUGUGAGUAUUACAGCAGAAAACAGAAUAGAUGGAUCCAUCUAGAUCCUUGCGAGAAUGUAUUCGAUGAGCCUUCACUUUAUUGUGAGAACUGGGGUAAAAAAAUGAGCUAUAUUAUUGGGAUUGGAAACAACUACGUUAUUGAUUUAAGCGAUAAGUACAUUACUGAGGAGGAAAAGCGCAUUCCCAAGCUGGACGUCGUCUCAAGCGAGGCAGUCAUUGAAAAGCUCAUCAAAUUUAUCAAUGCACGCCUCAUGUUAGCCUUUUGGGAUAACGACAUAAAACCUCAUCACAGUGGGGACAAGUACGAAAAGUUGUACGAAGAGCUAAUUCUCGUCCAUAACAAGGAGCUCCUUUCACUCAAAACAUGUCAUACAACCAAAGAGCCCAGUGAGGCAAGGGUUCCACGUGGAAGACAAUCGGGUAGUGCGGAAUGGACAAGCGCCCGAGGUGAAGACGGUGCUUGA